UACCAGCGGAAGUGUCCGUCCCUUCCAAAUUCUCCAUCCGGUCAGAGCGGAGCCGGUCAGCAAUUUCCAAAAAUGUCAGCAAGAACUGCCUCUGUCCAUGCCAAAUGGAUUAUAGGAAAAGUGAUUGGGACAAAAAUGAAGAAGACUGCCAAAGUCAGAAUAACUAGACUUGUGCUGAAUCCAUAUCUGUUAAAGUUUUACAAUAAAAGGAAGACCUAUUUUGCUCAUGAUCCAAAAGAAGAGUGCACAGUGGGUGAUAUCGUGCUUCUAAAGGCUUUGCCUGAACAAAGGACCAAGCAUGUUAAACAUGAACUGGCAGAAAUUGUGUUCAAAGUUGGAAAUAUCAUUGAUCCAAUCACACAGAAACGCUGUAGUGGAAGCAGAAUACUUGAGACCAUUAAAGACUCUGAUUUAGAUAUGGGAUCCCUCAGUGAUCAUAUGAAUAAUUUAGAGAUCAGUGGUGUGCAGAAUAAUUCAGAACAUAAAACCUCUGCAAGUUGAAUCAUAAUAAAAUAUUUGUAAAUUUGAACGUAUAAUUAAUAAAUAUUCAUUCUGCAAAUGUUAUUCAGAAACAAAAAAAGGUAUGUUUUUUACGCAAAAGAGGUGCACGAUGAUUUUCCCAUCUUGCAUUCAUGUUUUCCUGCACUUUGGAAGUGAUUGAUUUCAUAAAAUCCAAAGUAAAAUAAAUUCAAAUGAUUUCAUAUACUCAA
Molecule: messenger RNA, 710 nt
Organism: Hemiscyllium ocellatum (epaulette shark)
Lineage: Eukaryota; Metazoa; Chordata; Chondrichthyes; Orectolobiformes; Hemiscylliidae
Gene: mrps17
Product: mitochondrial ribosomal protein S17
Exons: 3
Coding region: 73-501 (142 amino acids)
Biological process (GO): mitochondrial translation
Cellular component (GO): mitochondrial small ribosomal subunit; ribosome
Molecular function (GO): structural constituent of ribosome
Source: RefSeq, a predicted model, not a curated record